AUGGCUCAAGAGUGGCUUGUCGAUGUUAAAGCUUGCUUUCAUAACCAGGAUCUGGUUAAUGAACUAACAUUUCAGAGUGUUUGCAUUUAUAAAGUCCCCACUUUCCUUUUCCAACUGAACCAGAGCGCAUAUGUUCCACAAUGUGUGUCACUUGGCCCAAUUCAUCACACCAACGCUGCACUUGCUGAAAAGCCUUCCAUGCUUUCUAAGAAAGUGCACGCUACGCACAAAAUGUUUCAAAGGCUGCAGGCUGUUUCUCCAACUAAAGUCGAAUUUGAAGGAGAUGUGAUAGGACGUAUUCUUGAUCUCCUUCCCACUGUAAGAAAAUGCUACCAAAAGCAAAUUCAUUUGGAUGAUAUUUCUCUUGCAUGGAUGCUCACUUUGGAUGCUUGCUUUAUUUUAGAAAUCCUUAGGGCUUUGAAUGGUAGCACAAAUUCUUAUCACGGGUUUUUCCAUCGAAAUACUAUUGAAUAUACUGCAUAUCCCAUAAUAAGUGACAUGUUGAUGCUGGAGAACCAAAUUCCCUUCUUUGUGCUGCUCAAGAUAUUGGAAUUGGAGCUUCAAACAGAUGAAGAAAACGCAUGCCGUGAGCUCUGCGUUUUGCUGAAUGGUGCGCGUAUAACAAGAUUGUUCUACCCUUUUAACGAGACGGCUUCUUGGCUACCACAGGGAAUUCCCCAUGGGCAGAAGGUUAAACAUCUUUUGGAUUUGUUCCGUAUGUUGGUCAUAUAUUCAUCCUUUCCGGAUAGAAAAACCGUGUGGAAGUUCAAUUGUAGCAUGUCUCCUCACAAACAAGAGUAUAUAAUCCCCUCUGCUUCUGAAUUAAGGCGUGCUGGUAUCAAAUUCAGAAAGGUGGAUGGAAAGUUCGAGGAGAUCGGAAUUAAGAACAAUAUAUUUCAUCUGCCCAGAAUCAGAAUCUCCAGGAGCAUCGAAACUGUCUUACGAAAUCUAAUGGCUUUAGAAAUAUGCGAGGCAGAAGACACCUGUGUGAUAUCAAGGUACGUUCUUCUCAUGUGUGAGUUGAUUGAUAGUGAAAAGGAUGUCUCCGUGCUCAAGAAGGCCGGAAUUAUCAAAAGUUACAUGGGGAGCGACAGAGAAGUGGCGCUUCUAUUUAACGGACUUAGUAAAGGGAUCACUAGAAGCUACGGAGAUCCUUUUGCUAAAGUGAGAGAAGAUGCACAUAAACAUUACCACAGCAAAAUCAAGGUGAUAGUCGCUGAAUUUGCAAACAGCCAUUGUUCAAGCCCAUGGAGAACUAUGUCUCUUAUAGGAGCAUGCUUGAUUUUGCUCUUGGCUGCUGUGCAAACUAUUUUCUCACUGCAUCACAAACUUUUAGUAAAUUAAUCUUCUGAUUGUUUAAAGUAGGUAGCUGAAAGAUAAUCAAAUGUAAAUAGUAUUUACAGCUCCCAUAUUAAGUAGGUAAAAUGAUUUUGAUGAUAAAAAAUUCUAAAAGAAAUCGUGAAUCAUGCUGCAAGGAAACUACCUCUUGUAAAAUAAGCUGAGGUUCCUAGUUUCCUAUUCUCCUGUCAACGCCUCUGGUUUGAA
Messenger RNA from Cryptomeria japonica (Japanese cedar), 1545 nucleotides. RefSeq names its product putative UPF0481 protein At3g02645. The record is from RefSeq and is a predicted model, not a curated record. Lineage: Eukaryota; Viridiplantae; Streptophyta; Pinopsida; Cupressales; Cupressaceae. Bases 1 to 1344 code for a protein of 447 amino acids. The transcript has a single exon.